This is a messenger RNA of Pochonia chlamydosporia 170, 738 nucleotides long. Its product is annotated as HAD superfamily hydrolase. The transcript has 2 exons. Lineage: Eukaryota; Fungi; Ascomycota; Sordariomycetes; Hypocreales; Clavicipitaceae. Bases 1 to 738 code for a protein of 245 amino acids. The record is from RefSeq and is a predicted model, not a curated record.
AUGGCCUCCUCGGCACCUCGAAGAUUCGCCCCCUUAAAGAAAGGCGUUGCGGACAAUGGGGCACCAAAACUCCAAGGCAUAGUAUUCGACAUGGACGGCACAUUAUGUGAACCCCAAACCUACAUGUUCACAGACAUGCGCAAGGCCCUCAACAUCCCCAAAUCAAUCGACAUCCUCCACCACAUUGAAUCGCUCCCUCCGCACCACCAGCCCGCCGCCACAGAAGCCAUCCGCUCAAUCGAGCGCCAGGCCAUGGCCGCCCAAACACCACAGCCAGGGCUCACCACCCUCAUGAAGUACCUCGACGCAGAGUCCAUCCCCAAGGCCAUCUGCACACGAAACUUUGACGUCCCCGUGCAGCACCUGCUGGACAAGUUCCUGCCCGAGUCGGCGUUUCACCCCGUCGUCACGCGGGAGUUCAAGCCGCCGAAGCCUGAUCCAGCUGGGAUUCUGCACAUUGCGCAGAAUUGGGGGCUAGAGGAUGCGAGGGGCUUGAUUAUGGUGGGGGAUUCGAUUGAUGAUAUGGCGGCGGGGAGGAGGGCUGGCGCUGCGACGGUGUUGUUGGUGAAUGAUGUGAAUGGGAGGUUGGUGAGGCAUGAGUAUACGGAUUUGGUGAUUGAGCGGCUGGAUGAGUUGGUGGGUAUAUUGGAGAAUGGGUUUGAGGGGAGAGAUGUGACCAGUGAUGAGGACUUGGAUAAGAAGGACUUGGCGGACGAGCCAACAAGUGCUGGGUUAUAA